CCCUGUUGCAUCUAUAUAUUCAUAGCCUUCAACUCUCAAGUCUCUCCCAACUGCUUUUGUGGCAACCUUCAUUCAGUUUCUCAAUUCCUAAAUUCAUCGAGAUUCCAUUCAAUCCUCGAUGAUAUCAACAAUAUUACUUCCAUUUCCGAAUUUCGAAAUCCCUCCCUUCUUCGUUUCAUGAUAUGUCCACCAUUUUUGAUCUACUGAUUUCGACGAUGAGGAACUUCACAAUGAAGCUCAUGUCCGAUUUAGCUUAUGACAGAGGCUGAAAUCAAUUCAAAUCAAAUCAAAUCAAAUCCAUCAGCCACAAAAUUAAUAAUCGAGAUCUAUCGAUUAUAUAUAUACUGCAGGAAUAAUGGAAGGUGCGAAGAGGAAGGAUAUCAACAGAUCUGUGCUGAAGAAACUGGAGAGGUAUCUAUGGACGGGUCGAUCCAAGGAGAAAGUGGGUCGGGUUGCACCGCUGGGUUGCUUCACGGUUUAUGUGGGGCCCGAGAAGCAGCGGUUCGUGAUAAAGACGGAAUAUGCCAACCACGCGCUAUUCAAGAUGCUGCUGGACGAUGCUGAGCUGGAAUACGGUUACCACAGCCACGGGCCUUUGCUGCUUCCCUGUGACGUCGAUCUCUUCUGCGGGAUCAUCGCUCAGAUCGACGGCGAUGAGCACGUUUCCGGCGCCUGCAGCCCCUUCAAUCCAGCGCGGCGUCUCGGGAAGGCUACUAGUAUGGCAUUGCCAUGUGCAUUUAGGAAUUAAAACCAAUAAUUAGUCUACCAAAUCAAGAUUAUCUGGAAAUUAUUUGUUA
This is a messenger RNA of Salvia splendens (bonfire salvia), 797 nucleotides long. Its product is annotated as auxin-responsive protein SAUR71. Bases 356 to 748 code for a protein of 130 amino acids. Gene Ontology annotation, biological process: response to auxin. The record is from RefSeq and is a predicted model, not a curated record. NCBI's taxonomy places the organism in Eukaryota, Viridiplantae, Streptophyta, Magnoliopsida, Lamiales, Lamiaceae. The transcript has a single exon.